ACUAACCGAUUGGAAGAAAUGGAUGCAAGAUCGUUUUAUGGAAAUUUAAGAUAUGUAAAUGUAGUCGAUAAUGGGCUUCAAAGCGACGAUGAUUAUAUAUCCGAAUCAGAUGAAGAAGUUGUUGGAGCACAAGUUUCUGGCCAGGAAGAUGUAUUUAUAUUGGAGACCGAUGAAAGCAGUUCCGAAGACGUAUAUGAUGAGCCUAGUAGCUCAAACGCAAAACGCGCUAAAAAAUCGAAACCACCAAACUGGAAAGAAAAUAACUUGCCCCCGUAUUUAAGUGAAAACUUUCCAUUUCAAGGAGACAUGGAGCUUCCAAGUUUUAUCGAUGAAUUAGAGACGCCAGCGGAGUUCUUUCAAUUUUUCUUUGACGAAGAUUUGAUAAACUUUAUAGUUGAACAAUCGAACAUACUUGCGCUGCAAAAAGACAUAAAUAAGCCGGCAAAUAUUACUAAGAGCGAAAUAGAGCAAUUUUAUAGGUGA
Messenger RNA from Bactrocera tryoni, 483 nucleotides. RefSeq lists its product as uncharacterized. NCBI's taxonomy places the organism in Eukaryota, Metazoa, Arthropoda, Insecta, Diptera, Tephritidae. The record is from RefSeq and is a predicted model, not a curated record. The transcript has 2 exons. The coding region runs from base 19 to 483 and encodes 154 amino acids. Gene Ontology annotation, molecular function: sequence-specific DNA binding.